AUGGAUUGCAAAGUGAAAAACUAUAAUCUCUGGGAAAAUUACCUUAAGCAGCAGCCUCCAGAGGUAAGGCAAGAGGAGCACUCCAACCACGAUAGUCGGCACCAGGGAGACCGCCACUCUAGAUUCCAAGGUGGCGAAUCCCCUUGUGCUGGGAGGGAGUCCCAUCGAGACGAGAGACGGAGCGGACCCUCCAAGCGUGACGAGUAUGGGAGACCGAGCUCAAAGGAGGAGGAGUCCUCUGGUCCCGAUUACGCUCGAGCCGGAGGGGCUCAGCAAGAAAGGCGUUUGCGGUAUUUGGAGAGGGAGGUUGCAGAGUUGAGACGGAGGGAGGAAAAGCCACAUGACAUUGUUUCCAAUCAACCAUUAAGUUGGGAGAUCAUGGCUAUUAUUCCAUCUGAGCGCCUCCGAAUCCCUGCCAUCAAGCCAUAUAGAGGCACAACCAACCCUGCUGACCAGUUGAAUCUCUUCGCCUCUCACAUGAUGGUCCAGGCGGCACCUGAUGCUAUGUGGUGUAGAGUCUUCCUGGCCACUUUGGAAGGACAUGCACGGGCCUGGUAUUCAAGCCUGGCACACCAGUCGAUUGCUAACUUCGGACAGCUUCGGAACAAGUUCUUGGCGCAUUUCGCUCCCAUUCGAAGGCACCGAAGGUCAACAAUGACCCUUGUGAAUCUCAAGCAGAACCAAGGGGAGUCAUUAACAGAUUUUGUGGCUAGAUUUAAUAUGGAGGCAUUGAGCAUUGAGAAUAUUGAUCAGAGUAUUGCCAUGGUGGCCUUUCAAAAUGCCUUGAGGGUUGGUCCUUUUACCCAGUCACUAGCUAAGAGGCCUCCCCAGACGUUCACGAAGAUCCUGAGCCGAGCCACCAAGUACAUUAAUGCCGAGGAGGUAAUGCGGGCCAAGAGAAUUGAAUACUCGGAUAAGAAAGAGAAGAAAAGUCAGAAUAUGGAGCAGAAGCCGGAAGAUAAACCAGGUCGUCGGGGGGAAAGGUCGGGCCCCCGAUGGAGUCCGGUCAGGUUCACCCUGCUUAAUACUCCUCGGGCAGAGAUCCUAGCUACAAUUGAGAAUAAGGAUUACUUGAAAAAAUCAAGACCUAUGAAGGCCCUGGCUAACAAAAGAAGUAAAGACAAGUAUUGUCGAUUCCAUCGAGAUCAUGGACAUGACACGGAGGAGUGCCAUCAACUGAAAAAAGAGAUUCAGGAGCUCAUCAAUCGGGGUUUCCUAAGGAGGUUCGUGGCUAAGGAUACUGAGCCACAAAGGGGCGAACGUCGGAGAUCAAGGAGCCCUCCCCGUAGACGUGGUAGAUCCCAGGAAAGGCGCAGGACCAGAACUCCGCUUAGGAGAGAGAGUCGCCAGAGGGAAGGAAGUCCUCCACAAUAUUUAAUUUUUCACACUUUAGUCGCUGGGAUGGUGCUAGGCAAGGAUUCGGGAGAAAGUUCUGAUCUGCAUCAACAUGUUGGAGUUAAGAGGGCUCGGUCAGGGGACGUUAUCUCUUUUACGGAUAACGACUUGCCAGGGUAUCCGGUUUCUAAUGAUCCACUGGUCAUCAAAGCGAAGUUGGGAAAAUGGGAGCUUCGGCGGAUCCUUGUGGACCCGGGGAGCUCCUCCGAGGUUUUAUAUCGACAGGCCUUCUUGGGCAUGGGAUAUCAGAUGGAACAGUUGAAGCUAGCUUGGGUCCCUUUGAUUGGAUUCGACGGGGAAGUGGUGUAUGCAGACGGUAUGUUUCAGCUCUUGUUGACUCUUGGAAAAGGUCCUCGAUCCGCCCAGGUCAUGUUAGACAUUUUGGUAGCAGAGGUCCCAUCGGCCUACAAUAUGAUCUUGGGGAGAUCGGGGUUAAAUACUCUAUGGGCCGUGCCGAGCACUUACCACAUGGUGCUUAAGUUCCCUACUGUUGCGGGGAUUGGCGAAGUUAGAGGAGACCUAAAGUCCGCUCGGGAGUGCUACAUGGCAUCUAUCAACACUGCUAGGGGUAUCAUGCAUGAGCGGUCAGGGGUUUACCCCAAGGAAUUUGGAGCUACGUAUUUUUCCUAA
Molecule: messenger RNA, 2025 nt
Organism: Diospyros lotus (date-plum)
Lineage: Eukaryota; Viridiplantae; Streptophyta; Magnoliopsida; Ericales; Ebenaceae
Exons: 2
Coding region: 1-2025 (674 amino acids)
Source: RefSeq, a predicted model, not a curated record